Emericellopsis atlantica is the source of this 722-nucleotide messenger RNA. RefSeq lists its product as uncharacterized. The transcript has 2 exons. The annotation marks the transcript as partial. The record is from RefSeq and is a predicted model, not a curated record. Lineage: Eukaryota; Fungi; Ascomycota; Sordariomycetes; Hypocreales; Bionectriaceae.
ACAUGCAGCGAUUGUCGUCUGCCGAACACAACAAGGUUUCCAAGCGCAAGGGCACUCGCUCAGUCUCGACGCUCACCCCUGCACAGCUCGCUCGCAAACGCGCCAACGACAGGGAUGCACAGCGUGCCAUCCGCGCCCGCACUAAGGAGCACAUUGAGCGCCUAGGAGCCGAGCUUGAUGAGCUUCGACGUGUUCACUCACGCGAUCAGCCAGUCCAGGAGCUUCUUCGCCAAAACCGCAUGCUUAAGGAGGAGCUGCGCUCUCUCCGGGAACCAGUUGGUCUCUUAAGCUCGCACCACUCGAGUAGUUAUCUGCCUGCUGCGUCUUACUCAACGCCCGCUACCCUCGCCAGUCCGAGGACCUCGCCUUAUCCGUCCGCCGACUGCACCGCGCCACCACCACCGCCGCCUGGCAGCCUGCCCGAUUACACAUCGGCGGGCUAUGGACCCUUUGCUGGCAAUGCACACUCAUCAGUACCUUCAAACGGUACCAGCUAUGAGAGCUGGGCUACCGCCGCAUUUACCACCUCCGUGCCCUCCAAUGUGUCCAGUCCGUGCUGCACUAACGAUAAGUACGGUUCCGGUCCGGCUUCCCUAACUACUCGCGCCCCGAACCCUAUGGUCCUAUUACCAUCUGGCUUAAGGCCUAACGGUAUUAAGAUAGAGUAUGAAGACGUUAAUAGUAGGUUAUCUCCCUAUCCCAUAUCACUUCUUAAGAGCUAG